AUGGGCCUGCAGCGAAGACCCAUUCAAAGUAGACCCCAGCCAAACAAUCCAGCGCAGCACUUUGAUUUGCAUGGCAAGGUCUUUGCGUACAUUGUCUCGACAUCCUACCCGAACCCGCCGAAGAAUUUCGAGCUGCGCAGAAACGCCAGAGCGAAUGCUCAGGACAAUCCCUCCAAUAUUGGCAACUCGACGUCUGCGACACAAAAGCCAUGGAUGAAGCCAUGGCCGCCAUCUCCAGCAGAAAAAAAUCGUCUCGACGGCGUCAUUGCCGCCGCUGGAGUAAACCAUCUUGGCAAUGCCACCGACCACACUGAGCAAGAUAUCGACCGCGUCAUGCGAAUCAACUACAUCGGGGCAUUUCACACGGCAACCGCGGCGGCAAACUACAUGAGGCUUCACAAUAGCCUCGGCUCUAUCCUCCUGGUCGCAAGUAUGAGCGGAUUGAUCGCAAACAAGGGCAUGGUUUCCCCGGUGUACAAUUCCUCAAAGGCCGCUGUGAUUCAAUGCGCGCGCCAAUUCGGGGUGAAUUCUCUCUGUCCGGGCCAUAUUGCCACACCGAUGGCGCAAAUGGUCAUGGACAAGUCGCCCGAGACCAAGAAAGUGUGGGAGUCGGAAAACAUGCUGGGGCGACUGGCGCAGCCUGGCGAGUUUGCAGGUCCAGCUAUUUUCCUGCUGAGUGAUGCCAGCAGCUUCGUGACGGGCAGUACGGUCGUCAUCGAUGGUGGUCAUACGGCUUGGUGA
Messenger RNA from Penicillium oxalicum, 741 nucleotides. RefSeq names its product SDR family NAD(P)-dependent oxidoreductase. Gene Ontology annotation, molecular function: oxidoreductase activity, acting on NAD(P)H, oxygen as acceptor. The coding region runs from base 1 to 741 and encodes 246 amino acids. The record is from RefSeq and is a predicted model, not a curated record. Gene Ontology annotation, cellular component: intracellular anatomical structure. NCBI's taxonomy places the organism in Eukaryota, Fungi, Ascomycota, Eurotiomycetes, Eurotiales, Aspergillaceae. The transcript is spliced from 3 exons.